Messenger RNA from Clupea harengus (Atlantic herring), 891 nucleotides. It is a transcript of the gene psmb3, whose product is annotated as proteasome 20S subunit beta 3. The record is from RefSeq and is a predicted model, not a curated record. NCBI's taxonomy places the organism in Eukaryota, Metazoa, Chordata, Actinopteri, Clupeiformes, Clupeidae. Gene Ontology annotation, biological process: proteasome-mediated ubiquitin-dependent protein catabolic process. Gene Ontology annotation, cellular component: cytoplasm; proteasome core complex, beta-subunit complex; proteasome core complex.
AGAAGACAACUGCUGUAAUGGUUGAUUCACUCAGAAAUCGUGUAGUCACUGUGGGCUUGCUUUACUUGAAACGUUAACUGAAGCUGACCGUGCAUAAAGAGGGCAGUAUAAUUUCGUCACCUAAAGCAAAAACGUCUAGAUUUCAAGAUGUCUAUUAUGUCCUAUAACGGAGGGGCCGUCAUGGCCAUGCGGGGGAAAGAGUGUGUGGCUAUAGCAGCAGACCGCCGGUUUGGGGUGCAGGCACAGAUGGUCACCACGGACUUCCAGAAGGUCUUCCCCAUGGGAGACAGACUCUACAUCGGACUGGCGGGCCUGGCUACAGACGUACAGACAGUAGCACAAAGACUCAAGUUCCGUCUGAACCUCUACGAGCUGAAGGAAGGUCGCCAGAUCAAGCCCAAGACAUUCAUGAGCAUGGUGUCCAAUCUGCUCUAUGAAAGGAGGUUUGGGCCAUACUACAUUGAGCCCGUCAUCGCUGGACUGGACCCCAAGACCUUCGAGCCUUUCAUCUGCUCCUUGGAUCUCAUCGGCUGUCCCAUGGUGACGGAAGACUUUGUCGUGAGCGGCACAUGUUCAGAGCAAAUGUACGGCAUGUGCGAGUCUCUCUGGGAGGCCGACCUGGGGCCAGAGGACCUGUUUGAGACCAUCUCCCAGGCCAUGUUGAAUGCUGUGGACAGGGAUGCCGUUUCAGGCAUGGGGGUUGUUGUGCACGUCAUUGAGAAGAACAAGAUCACCACACGCACCCUCAAGGCCAGGAUGGACUAGACCUCUCAACUGUUGCAACCAGUUUUUCACUCACCACCUCACUUUUUCUAUGACAAAAGAACUGCUCAUAUUGUUAUUUUUUUCUUAUUGGAGUUGCCCUGUUCAUUAAAUGAAAUCUGUAGUGUC